AUGCAAAUACAACAAAGUAUCUUUUUCUUAGUGUUGCUAUUAACAAAAACUGAAAGUUUCACUCAGUUUCAUCAAAGUCGUACAAAACGAGCAACAACAAAUGACUGUUGUAUUUCAGCUAAACUUAAUGUUGCUGCAAAAAAAGCAAAUAGUGGUCGAGAUUUUUUUCGACAAUUAGCAACCGAAGCUAAUUCAUAUACACUUGUUAAGCCAGAAAAUAUGUGUAGUUUAAUACAUUUUCUUGUUCAACAAGCAUCACUUAAUAAUAAAUCAGUUUCAUUCGGGAAAGGUAUGUUUAUUAUUUUUGAUUCAACAAAUCAAAUAUUUGAUCGAUUAAUGAAAGCAAAACAGGAGCAAAAAGCUGGUGAUGGAUCACAGCAUGCAGGUUAUUUUAAACGUUUUAAACAUAUGGGUGAACAAGCUAUUCAUUCAUUAUUUAAAAGCUCAAAAAAAUCAAAGAAUAAAUCUGGUCUAAUUGAAUCCGAUACAUUUAUUUAUGUACGUGGUGAUGAAAGUUCACAUUAUCAUGGAGAACGAGGUUCGAAAUGGGACCGUUCACGUGAUUAUCCUGCUUAUGGAAUGGAUAUUCCUGGUGCUUGUAUGCCUAGUGGUUUCGGUCAUAUACUUUUUGGUGAACUUCCACCAAUUCGUAGUCAAGGUAAAUAUGCUGGUGAACGUAUUUAUAUAAAACCAGAAUUUUUUGGUAUCCGUCAAUUAAAACAUUUUAUUAAACAUACACAAUCUUAUCUUAGUCAUAUAUCAAGAAAAUAUGUAUGUCAAUUAAAAGAUAUGCAAACAAAACCUGGUUGUUCAAAAGAAGAUGCAUUUCGUGAAAAUACAGAUAAAAAGUUAUUAGAUAAAUGGAAAAAAGUUUUAAUGACAAUUCCAACUGUAUGGAAUGUUGAUGAACAAUAUAUGAAAAAUGCAACUAAAUAUGGAAUUGGAGAAAUUGAUCGACAAGCUAAAGAACUAGAAGCAAUGGGAUAUAAAGAUAAAAUAAAAGAGUUUCGUGAAACAAUGAUUAAACAAUAUGGAGAAGAUGAUUUAGGUGUACGAAAAGGUCGAGAAAUUAUAUUUACAACACAAGGAUUAUUAGAUAGUCCACUUACAUGUGAAUUAUUUGGUAAAAUCAAAAAAUGUUGA
Messenger RNA from Rotaria sp. Silwood1, 1143 nucleotides. NCBI's taxonomy places the organism in Eukaryota, Metazoa, Rotifera, Eurotatoria, Philodinida, Philodinidae. The record is from the annotation of a GenBank genome assembly.